AUGGCCACCGUACUUUUUUUUGCACUCAAAAAUAGAAAAGUUCUACUGUCUGUCAAAAGUGAGCAACACCAGCUCCCGCCCGGGCCUCCCACGCUGCCCUUCAUCGGCAACAUUCACCAGAUGAUGUGGAACAAGCCGGCCGUAUUCCGGUGGAUCCAUCGCCUGCUCCAGGAGAUGGACACAGACAUCAUGUGCCUCCGUCUCGGAGCCAUUCAUGUCGUCGCCGUGACAUGCCCGCAGAUAGCAUGCGAGGUGCUACGGAAGAAGGACGAGGUGCUGGCCUCCCGUCCGGCAACCUUCGCCUCGGGUUCGUUCAGCUUCGGGUACAAGGGCACCAUCGUGACACCACAUGGAGAGCAGUGGAAGAAGAUGAGGCGCGUCCUCACUUCGGAGAUCCUCACCCCGUCCAUGGAGCAGAAACUCCAUCAUCUCCGGCAGGAGGAGUGUGACCACCUCGUGACGUACAUCAACAACACCUGCAUGGCAUGUCCGAACAACCUCGUCGACGUGCGACAUGUCGCCCAGCAUUUCUGUGGUAACAUGAUAAGAAGGCUCGUGUUGGGUAAGAGAUACUUUGGCAGCGAGCUGCCGGGUUCGUCGGCUAGCGGACCCGGACAUGAUGAGAUGGCACAUGUUGCCGCUCUCUUCACGCUCCUCAACUACCUCUAUAACUUCUGCGUGUCCGACUACUUCCCAGCCCUCGUUUCCAAGGAUGUUAUGGGAAUACUCAACCGGUUGCAUGACCCCAUCAUUGAGAAGAGGAUCAUCGAAAGGUCGAAUCUUCGGAAUGGUGGUGGAAGCAAAGAGGCCAGAGACUUUCUGGACGUCCUGGUUUAUCUAGAUGAUGCAGAUGGCCAACCAUUGUUGUCCGUGGAUGAUAUCCGGGCACAGAUAGUGGAAAUGAUGUAUGCAACAAUUGAUAACCCAUCGAAUGCUGUUGAGUGGGCGCUCGCUGAGAUGGUGAACAAGCCAGAGGUGAUGAAAAAAGCAACUGAUGAAAUCGACGCCGUCGUCGGUAAAGAUAAACUAGUCCAGGAGUCUGACAUUCCACGACUAAACUAUCUCAAGUCAUGCAUCCGAGAGGCUUUCCGCAUACACCCAUACCAUGCUUUUAACCCACCCCAUGUCGCCAUGGUAGACACCACUAUCGCUGGCUACACCAUCCCUAAGGAUAGCCAUGUCAUUUUAAGCCGGAUGGGACUUGGUCGGAACCCCAAGAUCUGGAACGAACCACUUGAUUUUCAGCCCGAGAGGCAUUUGAAUACCGCAAAUGUGCUCCUCAGUGAACCAGGACUACGUUUUAUUUCAUUUAGUAGUGGGAGGAGGGGCUGUCCCGGAAUUUCACUUGGUACCUCAGUCACGGUGAUGUUGUUUGCGAGGAUGUUGCAGGGAUUCACCUGGACGAAGCCCCCUGGAGUUGACAGAAUCAGUCUCCAAGAAAGCAAUACCGGCGCCCUUGCCUUAGCUGAACCCCUGGUUCUGCAAGCUAAACCACGGCUGGCCGCACAUCUCUAUGAGAAAAUUUAAUAGGGUUAAUGCAUGUUUUAACCGAUUAUCAGGAACAUAUAUCCUAAUAAGAAUUUUGUAGAUCCCAUGUCCUCAGUGGUCGUGCAUUCCUCGGUUCUUCAAAAACAAAAGGGAACAACGUGUGUCUGUACAAAUAAAGCAAUGACAAUGCUAAUGUAAUGUGUGUUGUUGGGUUGUGUGCACUGUCUGUGUGGGCAAAAGCCGCAAAAUUUGUUAUUUUAUUGUAUUGUCGAACAAAAUCUAUUGUAUGUACUUAGCAUUAUGAUACUCUGCAAACAGUUCAUGGAAUUAUAAAAUUAUAUGUUGCCUACCACCUUCGCAUCAUAAAUGUACAAAGCUAAUGUUUAUUACAAUGUGACAAAGCUAUAAUUAUUCACCUCUAGGAGAAAAUAAGAUGAAGACUGGUGAAGAAAUACGUAUGGACGGAAGAUAAAUAGUUUUGUAUUAUUAAAUGGUAUAAUAUGAAUACAAAAUUAUAUUUCCACAUUUUCUAAUGUCGGGGAAAGCAAAG
Aegilops tauschii subsp. strangulata is the source of this 2038-nucleotide messenger RNA. Lineage: Eukaryota; Viridiplantae; Streptophyta; Magnoliopsida; Poales; Poaceae. The record is from RefSeq and is a predicted model, not a curated record.